This is a messenger RNA of Zea mays, 1171 nucleotides long. Its product is annotated as Chaperone DnaJ-domain superfamily protein. NCBI's taxonomy places the organism in Eukaryota, Viridiplantae, Streptophyta, Magnoliopsida, Poales, Poaceae. The record is from RefSeq and is marked validated.
GACUCUAUCCCGUUCCCUUCCGUCCCUCGUCACGCUCACGAAGCACGCUGUCGUCUUGCGGCUCUCGCCCGUCGCCCCCCGAGCCCCGAAACCAAAGCCGAGCCGAGAGCCCGAGCCCCGCCCCGACCUCAUCUUCUCCUCGUCGGUUUCACCCCUCCACCACCUCCAUGGGGUCGUCGGAGGCCGACGAGGACCAGCUCCUCAAGAGCUUCCUCGCGGAGGUCAGCGAGGCCGAGCGGGACAACGAAGUGCUGAGGAUACUUGGUUGCUUCAAGUUAAACCCCUUCGAGCAUCUUAAGUUGUCUUUUGAUUCAUCACCAGAUGAGGUGAAAAAGCAAUAUAGGAAGUUGUCAUUGCUGGUCCAUCCUGAUAAAUGCAAGCAUCCUCAGGCACAAGAAGCUUUUGCAGCUCUGGCGAAAGCACAACAGCUCCUGCUUGAUCCACAGGAAAGAGGCUACAUUCUUGACCAAGUUACUGCUGCAAAAGAAGAAUUGAGGGCAAAACGGAAAAAGGAGCUGAAGAAAGACAGUGCGUCCAAGAUAAAAUCUCUUGUAGAUGAGGGAAAAUAUGAAGAGCAGUUUGAACGAUCGGAUGGAUUUCAGCAGCAAUUAAUAAUUAAAGUACGUGAAAUUUUGACCGACAAAGAAUGGCGUAGGAGAAAAAUGCAAAUGAGGAUAUCAGAGGAAGAAGGAAGACUUAAGAAGGAUGAGGAGGAAACAAAAGAGAUGUGGAAGAGGAAGAGAGAGCAUGAAGAGAAGUGGGAGGAGACCAGAGACAAGCGGGUCUCCAGCUGGAGGGAUUUCAUGAAGACAGGAAAGAAGGGACGGAAAGGUGAAAUCAAGCCCCCAAAACUGAAGACUGAAGAUCCGAACAAAUCUUAUGUGCAAAGGCCAGUAAAGCGAAACUGAGUGGAAUGUCAGCAAUCAAAGAACAUCCGGUAGCGGCCUUUCAUCUCACCAGAUUAGAGCUGCAACCCUUCAAUGUUGUACUUGUCCUGAAUGUGGUAAGGUUCAAUUACGCCCGCUGGGAAACAGAACGGAACAGAGCAGAUUUUACCCGUAUUGCUAGCUAGAGUGAUUUGGUUUGAUGUACUCAUCAUCCGUCUGAAGAUUUUACUGGGAAAAAAAGUACAAACUUUUCCGUUGGAAAAGAACCUAAUGAAGUGAAUGUU